CGGGCGCGCGCGCACCCCGGAAGCGGAGGCCGUAGAACCCGGAAGCGGCGGCGGGGCAGGAUGGACGACACGCUCUUCCAGCUGAAGUUCACAGCGAAGCAGCUGGAGAAACUCGCUAAAAAAGCUGAGAAAGACUCUAAGGCCGAACAAGCCAAAGUUAAAAAGGCCCUUCAGCAGAAAAAUGUGGAGUGCGCUCGUGUCUAUGCAGAGAAUGCCAUCCGCAAGAAGAAUGAGGGGCUUAACUGGCUCCGCAUGUCUUCCCGGGUGGAUGCGGUGGCCUCCAAGGUCCAGACAGCAGUGACAAUGAAGGGGGUGACGAAAAACAUGGCCCAGGUGACUAAGGCCUUGGACAAAGCCCUGAGCUCCAUGGACCUGCAGAAAGUGUCAGCGGUGAUGGAUAAAUUUGAGCAGCAAGUUCAGAAUUUGGAUGUUCAUACGUCGGUCAUGGAGGACUCCAUGAGCUCCGCUACCACGCUGACCACGCCGCAGGAGCAGGUGGACAGCCUCAUCGUCCAGAUCGCAGAGGAGAACGGCCUGGAGAUCAUGGACCAACUCAACCAGCUCCCCGAGGGGGCUUCGGCAGUUGGGGAGAGCUCAGUCCGCACCCAGGAAGACCAGCUGUCGCGGAGGUUGGCUGCCUUGCGGAAUUAAGGUCUCCCGUCGCCCCUGUGGACUGCUGCCCUGCACUUGGUGGUAUGGCGUGUGGGGUGGAGGGGCCCGGGACUCCUUCCCCACCUCUGCUACGUCCUUGCUCUGACCCACUGGCCAGGCGGAGUUGGCCAUCCCCUCCUCCAGCAGCACGUCCCCAGCCCUGCCUGCCUGCGUUUAGACUCUUCUUUUGGGGUGUGACGGUGACAACUUUUCCCAGAGCAGGCAGCGAUCCUGGCAGGGGGUUUCUGAGCAGCGACGGCCUCUCUCUGGGCUUGAGGAACGCUUUGCUGGUUCUGAUUUCAGGGUGUUUUUCAUUUGAGGGUUGCUGCUGGUUUCUGGCAGCGUCCCACGAUGCAACGUCCCGCUCUUGAUUUAACACUAAAGGAAUCCUGGAGGCGGGUGGCUGUAUCUUCUGGGGUGCUGCUCGCCUGACUCUCCUCCGUGCGUAGCACACCUUUGUUACCUGUUUCAGACCGGGUCUCCGAGCUGUGGGCUGUGUUUUCCUCAGGGCCCGCAGCAAGGAGCUGUUUACAAGGAGCAGGGAGAUCCCCAUGGGGCCGCCUUCCCCUCGCAGCGGUUUGGGAAGGGUUGGUUUCCCGGCUGUCGUGUUUCUGGGAAGGUUAGUGCCUUGCAGGAAGGGGAGGUGAUGCCGUGGCAUCUCUUCCCUUGGAGUGACCUUCCCGAGCCGUAGCUGGGUUCCCUGUUUGCAGACUUCACCUUGCCCAUCGUUCGCUCCUUGUCCUGCUGGGCCAGACCUCCCUGGAGCUCUGUACCACAAAGUGACCUUUGAAACGCUCAUCCUGCCCCGUGUGUGCGUGCAUGUAAAUCCACGCGUUCCACAUCUCCAGACGCUGUGGUCUGGAAAUGGUUAUCCAGGCCCUGACCUCCCAUGUGGAACCGGUCCCAGCCUGAUGUCCAGCAGCUGGGAGUGGAUUGCAGCAGCUUCCACCCCCAGGCUCGCAGCUGUGGUGGCCACAGCCUCGUCCCCGGAUGUUCCCCAGCCGGAUGGGUGUGACAGUAAAUGCUAAACCAUCCUGAGAGUGUGUCUGCCUGCGCUGGCUGUGGCUCAUCCCCUGGAUGUCUGCUGCCAUUUUCUCUCUGCUGUCCCCAUCUUGCUGCAUCUUUGUGCUGCUGCCUGCCGAGUGUGGGACCGAGCUGGAUGAGCGGGGGCUGCCUCCAGGGCACGGCCGUGUCCCCUCUCCUCCCACUGCUUCUGGGGAAACGUGGCUGCUUGUCCCUUGGGGCCUUCCCCUGGGACUGAAGCUUUCUGUGCCCCUUCUCCGUGACUUCCAGGCACUACCGAGCUGCUGGGUUGACGGGAAGCACCGGGGAGGAAAUGUAGUUUCCUUUGCCUUUCACAAGGAGGAACUUUAACCUUCUCUCUGCAGGCUGUAAGUGAGCGAGCGCGAUGCAGCUGCCGGGGCCGGCAGCGCUGAGCUGUGCUGUGUGCCGCCAGGGGCGGGCAGCUGGGCCCACUGCAGCGGGGCAGCUCUGAUUCAUCACUUUUAAAGGGAAUUUUAACGCAUGCCGAGCUGCUGCGCUGCGCUGUGCUGUGCUGAGAGGGAAGGGCAGUGGCGGGGGGAGGCAGCUCGCUCCCACCCCCGGCGCUGGCUGACCUCCCGGGCUGCCCCUGCGGACGUGGGGCAGGACUCGCUGCGGGCCAGGGGCCAUCUCCCCAGCACUUGCAACACAAACACGUUUCGCUGUCUUGAUUAUUUCUUCUGAGUUCAGUGGCCUUGGCAGCAUGUGUCUAGUGACCGUCAGAACCUUCUUCCCCGAGGCGUGCCGUGGUGGGGACGAGGGGUGGGGACACAGGAGGACGAGGUGGCUUUGGGCCACAAAAUCACUUGGGCAUGGUGGAGCGUUGGAUCUUGUGCCCCCCUGCUGCGGGGCCGGGCAGCCUGGCCCUGCAGGGUGCCAUGCGUGGGUGCCACCCGUGGGGCUGGGGGCCAGGACGUGCCCUGCGGCCCAGGGAGCCCCUGCCCCGGGAAACGCUCCUUCUUUCAGUGUGAUGUUUCUCUGUGGUUUCAUUUGUGUGGUUUUGUUUUUUUUUUAAAGCUUGUCUCAUUUGCCUUUUUCUUCUUCUCCAACCUCACGUUCAUUACCUUCUGCUAUUUUAAAUAAACAAUCCCUGAACAUC
Molecule: messenger RNA, 2791 nt
Organism: Chroicocephalus ridibundus (black-headed gull)
Lineage: Eukaryota; Metazoa; Chordata; Aves; Charadriiformes; Laridae
Gene: CHMP1A
Product: charged multivesicular body protein 1A
Exons: 7
Coding region: 61-651 (196 amino acids)
Biological process (GO): endosome transport via multivesicular body sorting pathway; protein transport; late endosome to vacuole transport
Cellular component (GO): ESCRT III complex; multivesicular body
Source: RefSeq, a predicted model, not a curated record